AUCGUAACUUUUUUGGGGUCCACAGUUUCCACAGUGUGUACUGACCGUUACAAAUCUAGAAAAAGGAAAAACAGUGUGUAUACGAACAACCCAGAUGUUGCACGAGUCAUUGAGGUGUUCUGUGACCAAACAACAGCCGGAGGAGGGUGGUUAGUGUUCCAGAAGAGACUGGACGGUUCGGUGAAUUUUUACCGAGGCUGGACCGAGUACAAAGGUGGCUUUGGAAAUCUGACUGGUGAAUUUUGGCUUGGGCUUGACAAGAUACAUCAUCUGACUACCCGUGGAGAGUACAAACUUCGUGUUGAUCUGGAAAACUUUUCAGGGAACACCUAUUGCGCUGAAUACGAUUCCUUUAAAGUAGCGAGUGAGGGAGAGAAAUACAAAUUGAGCCUGGGAAGUUACACAGGCACUGCUGGAGAUUUUCUGGCUCGUCAUAACCGCCAUAAAUUCUCUACAAAGGAUCAGGAUAACGACCCAUCUCGCGUUAACUGUGCCGCACAACGGCAAGUGCAAGGAACCUGGUGGUACUUUCAUUGUAGAGAUAGCAACCUUAAUGGUGUCUAUCGAAACGAAGAGGACAAUGGUACUAUGUUAUGGAGUAGCAUUCACCCCAUUAAGAGAGCUGAAAUGAAGAUCAGACCGAUAGAUUUUUAGCAUCGGCGCCUGAUACCAUCUCUUCUACUUCUCAAUGCAAUUGCAUACCUCAAAUUAGUUAACACAAGUACGUACAGGUAGUAACAGCCUUUAAAGAUUUAGGAUAAACUAUGCCAUGUACAAGAAAAUUACAAUUGCAAGUUGUGAUUUUGAAAAACAUUUUAAGGCCACCUUGACAAGGACCGGGUCGGCCGUGUUUACCAGAAAAAAUGUCUAAAACAUCUGUUGGAAAGACGGGAGGAGAUGCUCAACAUAGUUUUUGCCUCUUCUAUACACCAUUUUUGACAUAAAGGUAACCCUUUCAUAUGUAUCUUCCAAAGAAAAUGGUACUCCUUUCAAAUUCCCUAAAAAAUGUCCUGCUGAAAUCUUUCGACCCAAGAAAGGUCCACUAGGAAAUUUUUACCCCCAAAAAUCCCCUUAACAUUAAUUUAAAACUCACUGAAAAAGGACACCAUUGUGACCUGAAAGGGAUAUUUUGAAACACUCUUUUUCAAAAAAUCUUAAGUUAUUAUACUUCAACUCGUAAAA
Molecule: messenger RNA, 1182 nt
Organism: Orbicella faveolata
Lineage: Eukaryota; Metazoa; Cnidaria; Anthozoa; Scleractinia; Merulinidae
Product: fibrinogen-like protein A
Source: RefSeq, a predicted model, not a curated record